Molecule: messenger RNA, 639 nt
Organism: Micromonas commoda
Lineage: Eukaryota; Viridiplantae; Chlorophyta; Mamiellophyceae; Mamiellales; Mamiellaceae
Exons: 2
Source: RefSeq, a predicted model, not a curated record
UGCCAGCGCAUCGGGUGCGACGUCGUCUACGACGCCCUGCGCGGUAACCCGCCCGGAUGCUGCCGCCACCAUCCCGGCGCGCCCGUGUUCCACGACGGGACCAAGCAGUGGUCGUGCUGCGGCGCGCGGUCGCACGACUUUGCGCUCUUCAUGGAGAUCAAGGGGUGCGCGGUGGGGCGGCACACCCAGGUGAAACCAAAGGUGACACGCGCGGCGCCGUCACCCAACGCCGCCGCUCCGGGCGCGGCGCCCGUCCCUCGAGGAGAUCCCGCGUCCAAGGCCCGAUGCGCGCGAUGCGCGCAGGGCUUCUUCUGCAGCGACCACGCGGCGAGCGCGGAGGCUCAGGCGGCGUACGUCGACCCGUACGCGGCGCGACGAGCGACGUGCCACGUGUACGAUGACGUGGACGAUCUCGUGGACGACGUGGACCCGCUCGAGCCGCGGACGUGUCGCAACGCGGGAUGCGGCGCUCGGUACACCGAGGCGGAAAACGCCGACGACGCGUGCCUGCACCAUCCGGGACCCCCGGUGUUUCACGAGCGCAAGAAGGGGUGGGCGUGCUGCGACGUGCACGUGUACGACUUCGACGAGUUCAUGCGCGUGCCGCCGUGCGCGAAAGGCAGGCACCGCGCGCAUCCG